This is a messenger RNA of Aphis gossypii (cotton aphid), 1533 nucleotides long. It is a transcript of the gene Myd88, whose product is annotated as myeloid differentiation primary response protein MyD88. Gene Ontology annotation, cellular component: plasma membrane. The coding region runs from base 265 to 1389 and encodes 374 amino acids. The transcript has 7 exons. Gene Ontology annotation, molecular function: Toll-like receptor binding; TIR domain binding. Gene Ontology annotation, biological process: innate immune response; Toll signaling pathway; positive regulation of canonical NF-kappaB signal transduction. Lineage: Eukaryota; Metazoa; Arthropoda; Insecta; Hemiptera; Aphididae. The record is from RefSeq and is a predicted model, not a curated record.
CGUGUAGUUGGCGAGCGCAACAGGUAGCAGGCAACGGCGUAUUUUAAUAUUUACAAAAAAAUAAUAAUAAUACAUCCGUCGAAUUCGCCACAAUACCAUGAAGUUACUAUGCUGUUAUUCCAAUAAUACGUAAUGUUUGGAUCGAUCGAAAAUCAUCGCUAUGGAUCGUUGAUCGAGGCGAAACGAUAAAUUAUUAUUGUUCACUGGUUCGUCGUCGGAUCUACGUUUACCCACCUCGAGACGAGAGUCUUUUCGCAUGUUACUAUGGAUCCCACGACCGUACCGGACGAACACUUGCAAGACUUUGCUAAUACAACGAUAUCCAUACUCCGGCUGCCGACCAGGGAACGAUUGUCGUGUAUGCUGAACGCCAAGAAAGUCAUUCCGUCACCCGAAAACAUACCCAGAGAUUGGAGAGGGUUGUGCACCCUUUUGAAUUAUACAAUACCAUCAGGAUGUGAUCCAACCGACCCGAUUGACAAGAUAUUCAAAUUCUGUGAAGCAAAAACAACUAUAGCACAUUUUAUACAGUGUCUACAACGAAUAGACAGAUAUGACGUUGUGGAAGAAACAGAAGAAUUAAUUAUUUCUGAUGUUAAAUAUUUCAAAGAACAAUGUAGUUCUUUAGCAAAUCCAGCUCCAGCAGUAGCUCCAAAUGAUUUUGACAUCAAUAUUAUUACUUUAGAUGAUAUAAAUGCAUCCAACAAUGGUCUUCCUCUUUCGAGAUAUGAUGCAUUUUUACUGUACGAUAAGGCAGAUAUACAAUCAGCUACUGCUGUAGUAGAAAAAUUAGAAACUGAUUAUAAGCUUAAGCUAUGCUUAAAAGAUCGAGAUUUAAGACCGGGUGUUAUGUUUGAAUAUCAGUCUAUAAUAAAAUUGAUAUCCGAUCGCUGUAAUUGGUUGAUUAUUAUUGUAUCAAAUGAUUUUUCAAAAAGCCCAUGGAAUAGAUUUAUUAUGAAUUAUAUACAAUCGUUAGCCAUUGAACAACGUAUACCUAAAAUUAUUCCAUGCGUAUUUGGUGAAUGUACAUUACCUCAAGAACUUAAAUGUUAUGUUCACUUAUUUUUUAAUAAAGAUAAUCCUUUUUGUGACCCAUGGAAAAAACUAAGAAUUACUGUAUCACCUAAUAAGAGUCUAGCAUUGACCGACAGUGUGGAAGCAAAUAACAGUUACCAAAAGCUUAAAAUUGAAGAAUACACAGAUACCAGUACUACAAUUAUAGAAAAAAAUGAAGUAGUAAAAGUUUCUAGUGAAGAAAACGAUUUGAUGCCUAAAACUAAAAAUGUUUUUGAUAGAUUAGUAAAGACUGUUGGAAAUAUUUCUAUCAAAGUUGUUCCUCAAAAAUGGAGUAAAAAAAAUAAAAAAAAAGUAAAAUGUACUAGUCUAUAAUUCACUUUUCUUGUUGUUUUAAACAUAUUAUCAGAAGUUUAAAUAUUAAAUAUGUUGUGAUUUUUAUAAAGAAUUUUACCUUUAACCUUUGUUAUGUUUUUAUGUAUUAAUAUUUUAUAGAAAUGAUUGUAAUCAAAUGUUUAA